Messenger RNA from Corylus avellana, 2437 nucleotides. RefSeq lists its product as uncharacterized. The record is from RefSeq and is a predicted model, not a curated record. Gene Ontology annotation, molecular function: ligase activity, forming carbon-nitrogen bonds; ATP binding. NCBI's taxonomy places the organism in Eukaryota, Viridiplantae, Streptophyta, Magnoliopsida, Fagales, Betulaceae. Gene Ontology annotation, biological process: tRNA processing.
CCAUCCCCAGGUUGAGCUACACUACCACGAGCGUGCACAGGGCACAGUGCGCACAGCAGACUAUGCCGCGAGGCCUAACCAGAACCACCACGUCAAUCUUCAUAUCCACGUCCGUCCCCAGAACAACACCACCACUAUGCAAACGCCCGUUUGUGUCCCAUCGCCAUUUCCCUCGACCUCGCUCUGUUACUUGGACUCGGUUCCUGUGCAAGUGCUCUCGUAAUGACGAAGACCCCGUCGACAUGUCCAAGUACAAGGAAGCUUUCUCCAGGCGAAUGGCCAUGGCAGGCCUCAAACCCCACCACCGAAUCGCUUUGGGAGUCUCUGGAGGCCCUGACAGUAUGGCACUUUGUGUUUUAACUGCCAGUUGGAAAACCAAUGGCCUUAAUGCUGCUGGAGAGAGUAGUGGUUUCAUUGAUGGGAUUUUGGCAAUAAUUGUCGAUCAUGGGCUACGUGCCGAAAGCAAAGAUGAGGCAAAUAUUGUGAGCAAUCGAGUUUCUCAAAUGGGAAUCAGAUGUGAGAUUGCCCAUUGUGAUUGGCUAGAUGGUAGGCCAAAACAGGGUCACUUGCAAGAAGCAGCUCGUGACAUGAGGUAUCAAACUUUUCAGAAAGUUUGUGACCGACAUCAUAUUGGUGUUUUGCUUAUUGCGCAUCAUGCAGAUGACCAGGCGGAGUUAUUCAUUCUUAGAUUGUCUCGCAAUAGUGGUGUGCUUGGACUUGCGGGCAUGCCUUUCACAUCUCAAAUAUUCUCUACACAUUCACAUUCUUUUGGUGGAGUCUCAAAUAAUCAUGGUAUUCUUCUUGUGCGACCACUCUUGGAUUUUUCAAAAGAAGAUAUGUACAAGAUAUGUCUUUGGGGUAAUCAGGAAUGGGUGGAAGACCCAUCAAAUCAAAUUCUUUUGUUUGCUCGUAAUAGGAUUCGAAUGUCAUUAAGGGAUUCAUCAUCAUGCAUGUUCAAGUCUGAGCUACAAGCAGUUAUCUCUGCCUGUCGAAGAACACGCUCAUACGUUGACCAAGUUUGUAGUAAAUUGAUAAACCAGGCAGUGGUCGUCAUUAAUCAGGGUUAUGCUGUUAUUGAUUUGCAGAUUCUUAAUCCAUCAAAAGUGGAGGACAUAUGCCUGUCAAGGUUUCUUGCAUUGGUUUUGCAGUUCAUCUCGCAAAGGUAUAGGCCAGUUAGAGGAAGUGCUUCGAAAUUGCUGUUGGACUACAUUCGUACUUUCCCUUGCAAGACCUCCCUUACGGCAGCUGGUUGUUACCUUUGUCCAGUUCCGGGAUCUAAAGGCACCAAAACCCUGGUUUGUUGUUCUGUUGAUUGUCCUUUGCCUUCAAAAACACAACCAUUUCAUGCAUGCACUUAUGGAGAACAGGAACACUGUGUUCCAUGUGAGUUAGAACAAGUUCUAGUGGAUGGAAAAUUGUAUUCAGACCAAUUGGUUCUAGAUGAAUCCAAUGUGCGUUUUUUGAAUGUAACAUCAGAAUCAGUUUUAACUGAAGCCAAAAGACUUGGUAUGCUCAGUGAGUCAACGUAUAGGAAUAUUCUCUUAUUGCAGAGGGAAGAAACCAAACGCUUCAAGUCCAAAAUUGAACUCUCAUCUGAUUCUAACUCAAAGCAUGGGUUCAAAUCUGGCAAUACAUUGCAGAGUGAACCACUUCAACUAGGGGAUGCAUGUUACUUCAUGAGCAGAUACUUAGUGAAAUGGAAAUUGAAUGAGGGAAUUGAUGGCAGUGCAUUUUCUGAGAAAGCUAAUUAUGACUUGGAUUUGGGAGGGGAAAGCUGGCAGUGUCAUUGCAGGUCUUGUGUAGCUGAGUUGCGACACAUGGUUGAAUCUGAUUGGCUGUAUCUUGCCAAGCUGUCAAAAUGUGCGAGUACUUUGGAUAAAUUUCAACAGCAAGGAGUUCUCUCAACUGAUAGAGAGGAGCAAAUACCAGAGAAGAUAAGUCGAUGUUUAGAGUAUGCAAGGUUAUCAGCGCAAAGAGCUCUCUUCUCAUUGAAGUCUAUUCCAGUUGCUGCAAGAGGAGGCCUACCUGUCCUAGUCAAUCCUCAAGGACUGUUACUAAGCAUCCCAAGCAUUGGCUUCAACAGUUGCCCUUGCUUGGUUGUAUCUGCAGAAUUCAAGCCAAGAGUACCACUUGGGGGAGGUCAGAGUUCGUUUAUCUAGUCUCUGUACAUAGCUCAAGUGUGGUGGCUUCAACUAUCAAAUACAUCACGAAGCCCAGCAUGUAUUUUUGACUUUUGUUCUGAGUACUCUUCAAAGUAUCUCGUAAAGUUGGUUUGUAAGCAUCAAACCUCAAGCCGCAAGAGCACAUUGUUGUCCUGUUAUGGCUUAUAUUUUCAUUCUUCUUUCAUGUCCGGUCAAACACUAGUAAAAGUUGACGUAUGGAGAAAUUUAUGUGGUAAUAAUUUAUUUAUUAAACUCACAGGAUUAGGAGUAUUAUA